AUGAGUAACCGCCAUCUGCCGGCUGGGCAGAAUAUACAGGGAGGGGCUGGAGGAGUUCACAACGCCGACCAUAUCGGCGGUUCAGGAGCGUCUCGCCGGAGGCAGCCUCCUCCCUUUGUUCCGCAAUACCAGCAGCAGCAGCAACAGCAACAGUACCAUCACAACCAGCAGAUGAACCACAUGUAUCCCUAUAUGAACUACGGACAGCAGCAGUACUAUGGAUACCCGCAGCAGUACCAAGGGGGACAUUACCAGAAUGCACAGUAUCCCGGUGUGCAGUACCAAGGUGGACAAUACCAAGGUGGACAGUUCCAGAGUGGACAAUAUCAGAACGCACAGUACCAGAACGGUGGCAUGCCCUCGCCAGGGUAUAAUAUGCCUUACCAGCACUACGCACGAUCACCGCCUGCUAUGAACCAAUUUGUUCCCGUUCCCCUGGCUGGCGUGAGUGCCCCUUCGAGCUACCCUCCUCGUCCUGCUCAGCAGCAGUCUCCUGCUCUAUCGACUCCCUACCAACCUCCUACCUCGAUUCCAAUUCCGGCUCAUACUCCCAACUCCAUCCAUUCGCCGCAGAAGUUACUCCCUCAUACCCUCCCGGUACCGCAGGAAAUCGAGCCUGCUCCUCCUACUCCUCCUGCUCCUGUUGAACCUACCAGAGAGCCUACGCCCCCUCCGGCGGCCAAGGAACCUUUCCGUGCACCUCUACCAUGGCUAUCUCAUCCUCACUUGGAGUUCCCUGCGAAAACCACAAAGUCGAGACGAAGAAGGAGGCAUCUCAAUGCCGAUAGUCAGGCAGUCUCUCUGCCGAUUGAACAACAGCAGGCCAUUACAGAGCAUGCCAACGGUCCUGAAGCUAGCUCUACCGAGCCCUCUGUGUCGGUACUUACCCCAGCGACAUCGACUGCUCCAUCUGAAGUUGCAGCGACCCCUCGGCAGGGUUCCGAAACCGCAACUGCCCCUCCCCAGCAACGGUCACGUACCAACACUGCCACCAGCGCUACCUCUACCGCAACAAACCGGCCUGCCACACGCACCUCCGCCGUUCCGGUUCCUGCUCUUCCGUCUCUUCCUAAGGCUAACACUAAGGAUGCUAAGCCUGUGGAAGCUGAAAAGCCGGCCAAUGGUGACGUAGCGACUGAGAGUGCCCCUGAAGAAGCGACGGUGUCUGAACCUUCUGAGAAGCCAGCUGAGUCUGAGUCAGCUGCUACUGAACCUGCUCCUGCUGCCAGGGCUCCGCCUUCAAGCUGGGCGAAACUCUUCUCGAAGCCCGCUUCUGCGGCUGCCGCAAAGUCUGAUGUGGCCAAUGGUGCUGUUCCUGUCGAUACUGCCGUCAAUGGCCAUAGCACCAAUGGUAUCGUUGGAGCCCCGAACGGUUCUGCGCCAAGCUUCUCCAAAGCUAACGCCAACUCUGUUGCGGAAGCUAUUAACUCGUUCCAAGUUGGUCUUGCCGAUGAGGUUUCGUUCCUCGAGCCCCGUGGAUUGAUUAACACUGGAAACAUGUGUUACAUGAAUUCUGUUUUGCAAGUUUUGAUGUUUUGCCUUCCAUUUUAUGAUUUCCUGAGCCAGAUCAGCAAGCGUGCUGUCCACAGCUUCAAGAGUGAUACUCCUCUCAUCGAUGCUAUGAUUUUGUUCAUGCACGAAUUCAAAGUCAUUAAGUCCGCAGAUGCAAUUGACGCUCUACGGACCAGCCUGAAGAACGAGGAGUUGGAGCAUUAUGGAGAGCCUUUUGUUCCUACUUACAUAUACCAAGCCAUUAAGCAGUUUACUCGCUUUAGUAGUAUGGAGCGGGGCCACCAGCAAGAUGCUGAGGAGUUUCUUGGUUUCCUGUUGCAGUCUCUUGACGACGAAUGCACGACAGUUCUUAAGAACUCUGCUCUGCCUGAACAGUCGGAGCGAAGAGCCAGUGUCGGUUCCGGUGCUGCUGGUGCUGAUGAUGAUUGGCUUGAAGUUGGCAGGAACCAAAAGGCCGCUGUCUCUCGAUCUUCAGGUUCCAACUCAUCCAGCCCUAUUACAAGAAUCUUUGGAGGUUUGUUGCGAUCUGAGCUACGAAUCCCAGGCCGAAAGGACUCUAUUACCACUGAGCCCUACCAGCCUCUCCAGCUGGACAUUGGGUCACCAGAUGUGCGCAACGUUGUGGAUGCCCUUCGUAGUCUUACUCGCUCUGAGCGUGUUCAGGGUGAUUUCAACCCAGCCCGUGGCAAAGACGUCGCAGCCACCAAGCAAGUUCUGAUCGAUUCGCUCCCACCUGUUCUCAUCUUGCACCUCAAACGCUUCCAAUUCGACACAGAAGAGAAGGGAACGGUCAAGAUUUGGAAGAAAAUCGGAUACCCAUUAGAGCUUGAGAUCCCUCGUGAGGCUUUGUCUCGGCAGAAACGCCAGACGUACGGCGAAGAGGGAAUGCCCAAGUAUAAACUGAUUGGUGUCGUAUACCACCACGGAAAGAACGCCAGCGGUGGACACUACACUGUUGACGUGCGUCGUCAAGAAGGACGUGAAUGGAUUCGUAUUGAUGAUACCGUCAUUCGCAGAGUUCGAAGUGAAGAUGUCGCUGAGGGCGGCGAAGAGGAGGAUGUGAAGGACACACGUGAGGGUCCUGUGUCUGGUGCUCCUGGCAAUCGCUUCGGUGCCGUCCUGGGCGAGGAUGCCGGAGACGAUGAUGGAUGGAGCAAGGUGACGGCCACUGCCGGAGGAGUAAAGAAAUGGAGCAGCGUCGCCAAUGGGGCCGGUAACGGCAUUACCAAGGCCAAACAGGUGAAGGACAGCAUCAAGGACAACAAGGUUGCCUACCUGCUAUUCUACCAGCGAGUGUAA
Messenger RNA from Fusarium sp. VM40, 2811 nucleotides. Lineage: Eukaryota; Fungi; Ascomycota; Sordariomycetes; Hypocreales; Nectriaceae. The record is from the annotation of a GenBank genome assembly.